AUGGUCAAGACGACUUACGCUCUGACGCUCUUUGCGGCUAUCAGCUUAGCUGCUCCCGUUCCUAACCCUGAUGGGAGCGGUAACUUGAUCGGUGCUGGCGCUGAUAGCAGUAUUAACGAGCUGAUCGGCAAACUUGUCCCUCGUAACACUGAGGACGGUUCGGUUGAACACAAGAAUCUCAUCGAGGAGAUCCCCAUCAUUGGAGCUAUGCUUGGAAACAAGCAUGAUGUCAAGCGUGGUGACUCCGAAUACAAGGCUGAGCACCGCAACCUCAUCGAUGAUCUCCCAAUCAUUGGAUCCCUCAUUGGCAACCAAAAGAGCAACAGACGUCGAGGCCUGGGUGGCGAUGGACUGAGUGGCCUGCCACUCGUUGGUGGCCUUUUCGGCAAGCAUAAGCACACUGGAGGCAACAAUGGCAUCUCUGAGACUAAACGAAGUGAGGGCCAGAACGAGGGUCAGAACGAGGGUCAGAAUGAAGGCCAGAAUUACGGACAGAACUGGGGUCAAAAUGAAGGUCAGAAUGAGGGCCAGAACGAGGGUCAGAAUGAGGGUCAGAACGAGGGUCAGAAUGAGGGUCAGAACGAAAAGCGUGACUUGGGCAGUCUCAGUAGCCUCCCUAUUGUCGGCGAUCUGUUUGGAAAGGAGCAGGGCAAGCCCUCGCACCAGGAGACUGAUGCCCCAGCCAAGCACAUCGACACUCGCCGGGAUGGUGGCAAUGCCAAGGGCGUCUUUGGCAUCUUGCAGUCGCUGACCAGCGGUAACCCCACGACCCAAAGCCACAAGCGCGAUGAGGAUGACUUUACCCCAUUCGAACCUCUGGGUGAUGUUCUUGACGGUGCUGUUGACUCUGGCAUGGCUGCCGAGGGCUCUGUUAUGCCUACCCGCCGUGAUGUAUCUGCCGCUCCUAAGAGCAACUCGCCUCAGCAGAGUAACGAGCAGGGUGCUCAAAGCCAGAAGGGCAGUGAGAGCCAAAAGGGCAAGGAGGAGAAGCAGUCCAACAACCUUCUUGCUGAGCUAAUGGGCCCUAAGGGCCUCGGCUCCAUUAAGGGUAACGCUCACCACGGCAUCGGCUUGUUCCCUAUGCGCCGCGAUACAAAGCAAAACGAGGCCCGUCAAGCCCCUCCCAUCCAGGGCUCCACUCUGACAGACGUCUUGUUGCAAGGCGGUGCUCUUGGAAAGAUCACCAAAAUGCUCUCUCCUGGCACUCCCCAGAAGCCCCCAGGUGCCAGCGACCCCAAGGUUGCUGGCGAUGGCAGCAUCUCCGGUCCCCCCGAUCCCGCUUCCGGUGCUGGUCCUCACUCUGGCCCUGGCCUUGAUGCUGAGCAGGGACGUAAUCCUGCCCCAGGUGCUUCCCAGUAA
Messenger RNA from Penicillium soppii, 1359 nucleotides. RefSeq lists its product as uncharacterized. The record is from RefSeq and is a predicted model, not a curated record. Lineage: Eukaryota; Fungi; Ascomycota; Eurotiomycetes; Eurotiales; Aspergillaceae. The transcript is spliced from 8 exons. The coding region runs from base 1 to 1359 and encodes 452 amino acids.